Molecule: messenger RNA, 1708 nt
Organism: Zophobas morio
Lineage: Eukaryota; Metazoa; Arthropoda; Insecta; Coleoptera; Tenebrionidae
Gene: spz3
Product: protein spaetzle 3
Exons: 5
Coding region: 169-1230 (353 amino acids)
Biological process (GO): central nervous system formation; innate immune response
Cellular component (GO): extracellular region
Molecular function (GO): Toll binding; growth factor activity
Source: RefSeq, a predicted model, not a curated record
CUUAGCAAGUAAUGUCACACAGUCGCGAUCGAGCGCAACACCGUUUAAAAGUGUUCAGUGAGUCGAAAACACAGACCACCGAUUCCUGCCAGUGUCUGGACCCGUGCUCACCCAUUGGCUGAAAGAAAAGAUGGCAUCUUCCGAGUGGUCAACGUGACGCCGGUCACCAUGUCCCUUCUGAACUUCUCGUCGCCCUUCCUGGCGACCCCCAACCCUCCCAGCUCCAACUUCUUCCCUCCUCCGGUUCCUUACUCGUACCCGACGCCCGCGAAGCCCUUCCUGAGGGAGGAUUUCGGAGGGUUACAUCAAGGACGCCAAGGACAAUUACCCGCGACACAGUUUCAUCAUAACCAGCAGCAGCCUGCUUAUACCAAAGUUACUGAUGAUGGUACUAAGACUAAAGUGCACGCUGUAAUCGAUUAUGACUAUGACGAGGAUGAGGAGGCUCCCGCUUUGCCUCCUGUCACCCCCAUACAGGGGCCGAUUUAUAUUAAAAAUGGUUCUGUUCCUGUCGUGCCGCUCUAUUCUCAUCCGGUUCUCAACAAUGGGACCUUCGUCCAGAUUCCGAUUUUAUGGACGGCACUGUCCGUAGCCUUAGGUUUAGAAUUGCGUGGCGAAUACAUACGGGGCGUCCCUUGCAUAAAACGUCACCAGCAAUUAUUCUGCCCAACGGCAGGAAAUUCCUACCCAUUAGAUCGUAUAGAAUUAUUCAUAGACGAGAACAAGGCACUGAUGAAGAGGAUGUACGGGGAGUUCGACAUGGGAUCACCCGAGUACGGUCCUGCGGGCCGGAAAAAGAAGAGGUCGACGAAGCCGGGCGUGCCGGACCUACACUUCGAUCCGGGACCGGAUCCGGGCGGGAAAACCGGAGGAGAAUCUUUUUUCAGCCACGUCAGAAAUCCGCGCCAGAAUUUCAGAAACAAUCAGAGCUCGGAGAGCGGACGAGUCGACGCCUGCGAGAGCAAGGUGGAAAUUGUGACGCCUUAUUGGGCGUCCAACUCCGCCGGAAAAAUCCGGGCGAUCGUCAACACGCAACACUUCGAACAGGCCAUCCAUCAGGAGGUGUGCUCAAAAGUGCGCACGAAUCGGUGCUCAGGAGACUGCGGUUGCGAGCAAAAGUACAAAUGGCACCGACUACUGGCCUACGACCCGGAUAACGACUGCAAAGGCAUCUUCAUGGAUUGGUUCCUAUUUCCCUCGUGUUGCGUCUGUCGAUGCAACCCAACCUAAGUAGAAGAAAUUCGAAAUCGAACCGCAACAAACCAACACCCCACUCUGACUCGGCUCUAUCUAAAUUCGUUUCUGCGAGUGAAAAAAGGCAGAAACUUAUAAUACUCAAUGUGCCAAAUUGAUAUUACGAUCCACAUCUAAUUAACUCAUUUAUAAUAAUUAUAAAUAAUUAAUAAAGCAACAAAAAACAAAGAAAAUGUGCAAUCUCAAAGCAUGACUGAUUACGUUAAUAAAUCGAAUAUUUUGUAUUUUUGUAUGUAAAAUUGACGCGAACGUUACCAGUCAGUCUUGUUUUUGUUUUUACGAGCUAUUAUAGUUACCAUUGUAGGUGUAAUUUUCUACGAAAUAUAAUCUUUAUUUAUAAUGUAAAUCAAUGUAAAAACAUUUGAUUAAUUACUCGAAUGAAUGUAGUAGAUGGCUGCCAUUUUCUAUAGCAUUAUUAUUAAUAAAUUAUUUGUAAAAUACACGAUCACUGUCA